This is a messenger RNA of Branchiostoma floridae (Florida lancelet), 3659 nucleotides long. RefSeq names its product 43 kDa receptor-associated protein of the synapse-like. Gene Ontology annotation, molecular function: protein-membrane adaptor activity; acetylcholine receptor binding. The coding region runs from base 1109 to 2356 and encodes 415 amino acids. Gene Ontology annotation, cellular component: synapse. The transcript is spliced from 7 exons. The record is from RefSeq and is a predicted model, not a curated record. Gene Ontology annotation, biological process: chemical synaptic transmission. Lineage: Eukaryota; Metazoa; Chordata; Leptocardii; Amphioxiformes; Branchiostomatidae.
CGUAACAUUGCCGUCGCGGGUUACCGCAUUUAGUGAGCAUCCCUCGGGAAUGCCAUGUUUGUUUACCCCCGUGUGUCCGCUUCCAGAUGGCUCCUGUCCUCUCCAGUCAGCGCAGCGCUCUUUCCGCGCGUUUCUGGCGCCAUUCCAGGCGCCGCUGCUCCCAGGGCCCCGGCUCAAGUGGCUCAACACGCCCGAGGCCGUGCCUGACGGAUCCCGACACCACCUCCGAGAGACGGACGGUCGUGAAAUGUGUCGACCUCACGGUGUUCAAGGUCAAAUCAAAAAUGGAGGAUGGUGACUGAGUGAGGUACGGAGACAUGCUGGUUUGUUUAUAAGGGGCGGCCUUCGGUAGCUGGAGUGUUUCUGUGUGUGCCUUACGGUCAUUUGGCAGGGGAGUUUGACAGGCAACGCGAUCACAAUACAGGAUACAGCUGGAGGAAGGCUUCCGAGUCUGGAAGUCGGUCAGGGAGGUCGCCGCACGGCACGAUACUUUCUCUGAACGUCACAACAGCCCGCGCGCCAUGUCCCUCCUUCCCCACCGAAAGGGAAGGAAUUUCGCUUGCAGUAAUGCGGUUGGAUUCUGAGCGAUGAUAGACAUCUCAGCGCAAGCCGUCCGCGGGGAAAUUUAGCCGAUGCCAAAUGAUUUCUCCCCAUCAGAUGAGCUUCAGAUGGUGAGCAUUGAUCAGCACAGCUCCGCUAGCUGUCCCCGUCACACACAGCGUGCUCGUGCUCGGGAAGCGGUCCCUAAAACUGACAGUAUUUAACCUUACAGGGUCGGUCUUGUAUUCCUGGUGUUGACAGGCAGUAUUUACUGGCUCUUGCUGACGAGAAUCUGAUCGCGGGGUGCCAAAUUUUAGCAUAUCCGGUUCCCGGGCACGAGAAAAACGCCGCUGUCAAAACUCUGUGCUCCACGGGUCGAUUCCAGGUCGCCAAGCCUCGACCAAGUUUUGUCUCUCUCUCUUGCCAGUACAGUUGGUGUAGACGACACUAUGACAGUGCCAGAGAGUAGACGGAGAGGAAUGCGUAGUCACAGCUAAAGCUAGAGAAAGGGGAACUGGUGGUGAAGGAUUGCUGAGAUCAGUCCCGGAGUCAAGGCGCGAGGACCGCCAUGGGUCAACGGGCGGUGAAACAACACGUGGAGGAAGGUCUCAAACACUACGACGCUCACAACAUCGACGCCGCCAUUACCAAAUGGACCAAAACUCUCCCCAAAAUCACGGAACCUCGCCUGAAAUUCCGAACCCUGGGCUACCUCGCCUCAGCUUGGGACGAGGUGGGGAAAUACAGAGAGAUGCUGAAGGCAUCCAUACAACAGAUAGACGUGGCGAACUCUAUGGACGCGGACGAGUUCCGGGAAGAGGCGUAUCUCAACAUAGCGCGGAGCAACGAGCGGUUAUGCGAGUACGAAAAGGCCAUCGCGUACUGCAAACAUAGCCUCAACAACGCUUUUGUGGGGCGCAGGCGGAAGCACACGUUCGGACGGUUUUACCACUGCAUGGCGAAUGCCCACUUGGGUCUGAGCGAGUUCUGCACCGCGUUAGAACACUUUGAGAACGCGCUGUCCUAUUCCCAGACCUACGACGAUAGAGUGCUGGAGUGUAGGACUUUCCUGAGCGUAGGGGGACUGUUUUAUCAGCUGAGAGACUACGAGAGGAGUCAGUAUUUUUACGGAAAGGCGCGUGAGAUCUUGGGGGACUAUGGAGCGAGGUGGAGCUGGAAGAUGGAGACAGUGUGCAGCUUGAACAUAGCCAUGGCGCAGAGGAAGAUGGGACGGCUCACCGAAGCUAUGGAGUCUUGCGAGGAUGCCAUGAAGAUAGCCCUUCACCAAGGCGACCGGCCGUCCCAGGCAGAGUGUCUCAGGUGCUUUGCGGACAUUCACAGAAACAGGGGCGACAUAGAGCGCGCCUAUCCCAGAUAUGAAGCCUCCCUAAACAUCAUGGUAGAAACUGGAGACCGUUAUGGACAGGUGCAAGUGCUGUCGGGAAUGGCCAAGGUGCUGGUCAUGAACAAGCAAUUUGAAAAGGGUAUGGAGAUGAACAAAAAAGCUUUGGAACUUGCUCUGGCCAUAGGUAACAAGCUUUCCCUCCUCAGGGCCCACUUCCGGUUGGAAAUGCUGUACCGGUCGCUAGGGGACUUCCAGCAGAUGCGAGAACACGUGGUGAAAUACACACAGGCGCUGGAGGCGAUGGAGCUGUACUGUGGGGCCUGUGGGGACACGUACGGGGAGAAGCCGGACAGGAUCGAGGCUCUGCCCUGCUCACACAUAUUCCAUUCCAGAUGCGUGGAAACAACGCUACAAAAAACAACUGGCUGUCCAGACUGUCGUCGCGUCAUGCUGCGGCCUGUGUAUGUCUGAGGGGCAAAAGGACGUCCAGUUGUUCUUUUAAACAUUUGAUUCGAAUCAAACAAAAGAAUGGUGCUAUUUUGUAUCAUGUCGCUAGAGGCGCUCGAAAGCGGUCGUUGACUGACACAUUGCAAGAAAGGAAAGUUUAAUAUACGAUUGAUUUUGGGAAAAAAAGUUGAGAAAAUGGAUUUUAUAGAUUUAUACUUCUACGAAAUAAAGUCAACGGCCGCGAUCGCUGAUCUGUAUAAAAGCGCCAUCUAGCGAUAUUUAUCAUCAAGGUCCUACAGUGACCAAUAUCAUGUAUGACGACGUGGAAGUUAAUUUAUUGUUUUCUUAUCGUUGAUUGUACUGGCUGUUAUCAAGAAUAUGUUUUAAUUCUUACGGUCUAAACGUCAGAUGCAAUAAACAAGAACAACAUCAAACAGGCGACGCAUACUCAAAGGCAAUUCCUUGUAUUGAAAGAGGAGCUUAGAUUUGAAUUUCUCUUCAAUUCACGGAGAAACAAAGAUUAGAGGAACGGACUCAGUCUUUGAAAUCUUUAUAGUUAUUUUGAAUACCGUAUAUUCGGUAUACUGAUUUUGUUAACAGAAGCAGUUAGUUUAUUUUGAUGUACAUGUAUAUAGCUAGCAGAGGUCGACUUUCGACAGACAUUUUGAACCGUCUCAUGGACGUACGUUGGUUUUCGUUCGGUUUGAUUAACAUAUUACCUUAUUUACCAAUGAUUUACACGCUGACAUCUAUCUUUCCGUUAUUUUGAACUUUCGUUAUUGACAGACAUUUGACAUAAAUUUGAUUCAAAAUUUUACCUGUCUUUAUCUUGACACUUGGACAUUCUUUGAAAGACAAAAAUAUGGAGAAUUUUGCCUGAUUGCGCCUCUUCUCAAAUUUAAUCUUCAACCAAUAAAGAUAAGCAAUUCAUAUUCAUUCUGUUGAAGAUUUCAAUUGAUUUACCAAAUACAAAUGUAACGCAUCUGAAAAGGGCACUUAUGAUUUUGAGAAGGUCGACAUGGGCAAUCUUUCUUCAUGGUAUAAAAUAAGUGUGUGAACUGUAUAUACAAAUUGCUUGGUUCUAUGAUUUGGACCAUGUUUAUCGUGCGGGGUCAAAAUAAUGACCACACAAACCAAUGUGUGCACAGUUUUCGUUUUUAUUUACUUUUUAAGUAGUUCUGUACUAUUGCUUUCAUCAGUAAUAUGAAAAAAAGGAAAAUACAUUUCUUAUUUGGUAUAAUGUACUAAAUAUCAUUCUUGAUAUAUUUAGCAUUGUUUUGACUUUUCGUCAUUUUUAGAUGAGUAUUUAUUUAUGGAACAUUUCGCA